Pomacea canaliculata is the source of this 2507-nucleotide messenger RNA. Its product is annotated as putative zinc finger protein 735. The record is from RefSeq and is a predicted model, not a curated record. Gene Ontology annotation, molecular function: RNA polymerase II cis-regulatory region sequence-specific DNA binding; DNA-binding transcription factor activity. Lineage: Eukaryota; Metazoa; Mollusca; Gastropoda; Architaenioglossa; Ampullariidae. Gene Ontology annotation, biological process: regulation of transcription by RNA polymerase II. The transcript has 2 exons. The coding region runs from base 1234 to 2358 and encodes 374 amino acids.
GCCGCGAGUUUGAGACCCCUGAUGUAGACACUUUGUAAAUGCAGUGAACUCCACCAUCUGGAGGUGUGUUAUAUCGAUAAAAUAUUAUCACAGAUUUAUUUUCAUGCCUCUUCUAAAUCUACAAAUUUAUUUUCGGAGUCGACUUUGGCGCAAAAUACAGACGAUUUGUAGCCUCGCCGCUAUUUUAAUCACACGACUGAGAAGUCUCGUUCACGACGAGAACUUACGUUUCGCGAGAUUUUAGUCUUGACGGAUGACCACAGUUCUUUGUUUUCUUGACGAUUAGAAAAAUGCCGGGGAAGCGUUCUUUUCAGGAGAACUGGGUAAAGGAAGAAAAAUAAAGACUGGUUGAUAUAAGACUCUAAAGAUAAACAUUGUGCACGAUGUGCUGCCUACGGAAUAUCCUUAUAUCUUUCGUCAAUGGGCGAAAGUGUUUUGAAGAAAAAAAAAUAAAUCGACUGUUAUGUUUGAAAGUUUCGACUCAUUCCAUUUUUGAUUUAGCAUCAGGAUCACACUCUUUUCAUUCUUCAACAGGAGCCGGUUGCACUGCUCGGGCGAAGGCCUUAGUCUGGACGUUUAAGGGACAAUAGUCACAUGCUUUCAAUCAUUAAAUAAUGCGUCAUCUGGGUUAUCAGUGUAAGAAUGUCACAAAUUUAAUACAACCUUUGACUGAACACAUGCUAUAUUUGUAAAUAUUUAUAUUUCAAUGCUCUUCACUUGUCUUUGCACUCAGCGCACUUCAAUGUGCCAGCCCACAUGCAGGCAUUCACCUUAUAACAGCAGUCAACUCUAUGCCCAACCACAAGAUGCUGGACUCCCCUGUGUACAAUGGACCCUACCAAAGCCUCUCUCUCCCCUGUUCAAUGCACCCCACCAACCCAUGACCUACUACCGCUACUAGGAUGUUCUCACCAACGACUCGCAACAUGAUUUGAAAGCAAAGGGUCUCUAACAGUUCCUAGCCUCUUGUGUCGCUGUAUUGUAGUGACGACUGUAAACCAACGUGUGUCUCAGCUGUGAAACUCUCCUCCCAACCUUCGACGGAUUGUCGGUGUCGCCUGGAAAAUAACACAUGGUGUGUUCGCAGAAAUGGUCAAGCGUGACAUUACCGCCCCUGCCUUAAGGUUUUUGCUAAAGCUCCAGGGGCUGAGUCUCAGAAGAUUAAGUAGCUGAGGACGUGUGCAGUUUCACUCAGAUUGUACUUUAACAAUUCAAAAAGAAAAAUCGAAUGUAAUGUUAGAAGAGGAGGCUAUGUCUGCCAUAAACAAUCCAGUCCAGGUCUCAUGUAUACACAGCAUAAAGACUGAACUGAGGUCUGUAGCUGAUCUACAAGAAGACCUAAAUGAUAAUGUAACGCUUAAGACAGAAAGCACAUUUUGUUCUGAUACAAAUAUGACAUAUUGUUCACAAAUUAGCUGUGUGCAGCUUGGAAACAUUUCUGGUCCAGUUUACAUGAAACCUGAGCAUGCUUGGGAUAUUCCUCAAUCAAACUGUAAACAUGAGAAUACUGUAAAACUGGAGUUCAUCUCUCAAGUUGCCAUUGAUUGUAUUAAAACUGAGCAAGAUCCUGGUUCAGAACUUCAUCCUAUAAAAGCCGAGUGUGCUGCACACAUUGAGCAGUCACCUUGCAGUCAUGAGAGUGCUGUGAAAGUGGAGUGCCAAUUUCAAGAUGUCACCUGUUCAAUUAAGACUGAGCAGGAUCUUGAGCAAUGUGCGAAGACAGAGGAACAGCUUGUAUUUAAGCAAGAAGAACAAGAUGAUAGUCACAUGGUGAAGACUGAGACAGGUUGGCCUGGUCAGCAUGCAAUGUGGAAGAAUAACAUUGAUGAGAACUGUCAAGAAAUCAGUGUUGCUAGAUGCAUAACUCCUGAGAUGACAGAUAUUAUCAGAGAAAAUCAACAUCAGACACAUGCGACUGUUACUGAAGUCACCAAUGAUUCAGCAACAGGAAACAGAAGUGAUGCCGAACCUUAUCAGUGUCGAGUGUGUUUAUGUUCUUUCCGUUGUUCAACCCUACUCCAGAAACACAUGAUGAUCCACUCUGACUUUAAAGCUUACAAUUGUACUCCAUGUAGCGUUUUGUUAGAAAGAAUAGAUACUUUAAAACAGCACAAGGAAGCUAACAGUAAUAAGAGAUCUGACCACAGUGAUGAGAGACCUUACCAGUGUACUGUAUGUCAUGCAGUUUUCAAAAGAUUAGAUACUCUAAAAAAACACAUGGUGAUACAUAGUGAUAUGAAACCUUACCAGUGUACUGUAUGUCAUGUAGCUUUCAAAAGAUUAGAUGGCAAAAAAGAGCACAUGGUGACCCACUGCACAGUAAUGAGAGACCUCACCAGUGUUCUGUCUGUCAUGUAGCCUUCAAAACGCCUCGUGACUUAAAACAGCACAUGGUGACUCACAGUGAGUUAAAACCUCACAGUGAGUUAAAACCUCACCAGUGUACUGAAUGUCCUUUAACUUUCAAAAAAUUAUGUUACUUAAAAAACCACAUGUUUAACCACAGU